Messenger RNA from Drosophila kikkawai, 535 nucleotides. RefSeq lists its product as uncharacterized. The record is from RefSeq and is a predicted model, not a curated record. Lineage: Eukaryota; Metazoa; Arthropoda; Insecta; Diptera; Drosophilidae.
AGCAAUCAGCUGUUUAUACUCCGUUUUUGUUUACUGUUUCGUCGAAUUUCGCCUCGCAACGUUUUUUUUUUUUAUAUAAUCUUUCAUUUAAAAACAAAAAAUCAAAGUGCGUGUUUACUGGCGGCAAAAUGGCGCUAUUCGAAAUGAAAUGGCUGCGCCGGUGGGUGCGACGCAACACAAACCCCAUACCAGAGCACCGGGCCGAGCUUUGGAAGCGGCGCCUGAGCAUCGGCUAUGCAGUUUUGGCCUGGCAGGCAUUCGGCCUUGUUUGCUACAUGGUCUAUACCGGACGCAACGAUUGGGCCAAGUUCUAUGGCUACAAGACGGAGGAGGAUCUGGCCGAGUCACCGGCCCAGCAGUUUGCCAAGCAUCUCAAAGUAGAGGGCACCGGCAAGAUCAUACGCUUCCAGGGAUUCACCAAGGUGGAGGAGAUCCCAUUCGAUGCCAGCGAGGUGCAGCGGGUUAAGGAGUAGCUCCAGACUGUAUCAUCUUAGUUUAAAAACCAUUAAAGCUUGUGAAUAAGAAGUCCUUGGAA